Racocetra fulgida is the source of this 136-nucleotide messenger RNA. The record is from the annotation of a GenBank genome assembly. Lineage: Eukaryota; Fungi; Glomeromycota; Glomeromycetes; Diversisporales; Gigasporaceae.
AGCUGGAACGUUUUUUUUGCCAUUGGGAUUAUACCAUACUAAAUGGGUAAUAAAAAACAGUUUGGACAAUCAAAUAGGUUUGUUUGAGCACAUGAUUAAAGAAGCAGGGGGUACAAACAAUUCCGAUGGUUUUUGA